AUGGCACUAUGCGGAACAGACUACUACAACAACAACAUUUUUCAUCGCAACAUCAAGAGUUUCAUCGUUCAAACCGGCGAUCCAACCAAUACGGGCAAAGGCGGUCAGAGCGUCUUUGGAGCUCCAUUUGAGGACGAGAUUUCGGCUGAUUUGACGGUAUGAGUUGGCAUAGCUUAAAAAUUUGAAAUUUUAAUUUUUUUUUCGAAUUUUUGAAAUUUUUUUGAUAUUUUAAAAUUUUUAAAGUUUUACGAAAAGAACAUUGUUUUAAAAGUAAAAUACGACCUUUCACCCCUACCCCUAGCGACAUCCCUGAUAACCAGUAUCAGGGCCGGGCGCGAGGUACCCCCCCCAGAAAAAAAAUUUUUUGAAAAAAAUUGAACGUGGUCCCCCUGUGGAUUUUCGAAAAAAAAAAAUUCGCAAAAAAUCGGCACAGGUGCCGAUUUUUUGGACCCCCGCUCCCAGACCAAAAGUCCCCGCCCGGCCCUGACCAGUAUAAUCCACUCAAAGUACUGGAAACAUUCGGAACGCCAAAACGAACGUUUUGCGGAACGCUGACUCUGAUCAAACGUGAAUUAUGACCGCGAACGUUGUGUUCGGGUUGUGACUUGCGAUAAAAACGAGAACACAAGACACAGUAGACUUUAGCUAUUCAAAAUUGAAGGGGAUUUUGAAGUGUGUCAAGGGAAAAUGUUUAGGGGAGGAAUAAAGCUAGGGCUAGGGCCAAAAAUGGCAGCUUUUCAAAAAUUUUUUGUGUUUUUUUGGAAAGGGGGACCAAAGUUUUUCGAUAUUAAAAAAAACUUUAAAUUAAAAAAAAAAUUUUUGAUGGCAUGGGUUUAAGAGAUAAAGUCGUAGUAUUUUCAGUCUAUUUUUCUUGUUUUAGUUGAAGAUAUCAGCUGAAAAAUGUUCGAAUUGAGUUCCACAGGAGUUCCAAGCUGAUUUUUUUUUUGAAAAUUUUUUUAAAUCGGAAAAAAAUUUUUUGAUGGUAUGGGUUCAGACUAUGAAGUUGUGGUAUUUUAAUAUUAUUUUUGUUGUUUUAAUCGAAGGUAUUAGCUAAAGAGCGAUUUUUUUGAAAAAAAAGUUCCACAGGGGGGACCAAGCUGAUUUUUUUAAAAAUUUUUGGAAAUUUUUCUAAAUUGAAACUUGUUUCUGUUGAAGAUUUGGUUGGAAAAACCAGCCGCGACGUAUUUUAACUUUGAUUUUAUAGAUUUUCUCAAAAAUGUUUGUUAAAAACCGAAAGUUUUCGAAAAACUUCCACAGGGGGGGACCAAGCUGAUUUUUUUUGAAAUUUUGAAAGUUUUUUAAAUUGAAAAUUUUUUUUUGAUGAUAUGGGGUUAAGGGAUGAAAUCGUAGUAUUUUGAUUCUAUUUUUAUUAUUUUAAUCAAAAAUAUUAGCUAAAAAAUUAUAUUUUUUGAAAAAAUGUUCCACAGGACCAAGCUGAUUUUUUUGAAAUUUUAAAAAAAUUUCAAAUUGAAAAUUUUGAAAAUCAUAAAAUAAAUUCAAAUUUUUAGCACAAUGCUAGAGGAAUUGUGUCAAUGGCUUCGAACGGUCCGAAUACCAACAAAUCUCAGUUUUUCAUUACCUAUGACAAGCAGCCUUCGCUGGAUGAAAAGCACACUGUAUUUGGGAAGUAAGUCACUUUUGCCAGACUUCUUUGUACUUUUUGUGUAGCCUUUGGCACAGAUGUUCUAAUUUUUGUAAAAUACGAAAAUUUUUUGCUACAUUGUAUAAGUUUUGGCAUUUUUAUAAAUAUUAAUCCGUUCAAAAAGUUUUGAGCUAGGGUGCCUUGAAGCUUCGCUUUGAAAGUGGCUCAGUUUUUUGAACAAACUAAUAACUAAUAAUGUGAUGGAACACGUGAAUGCCAGACAUUUUAAAAACUUUUCACAUACUUUUGAACUAGAAGUCUUGCAAAAGUUGCGAAAAGUGGGCGGAGCUUCUCAAGUUUAUCAAAGUAGUAAUAAAGCAAGUGCUUUUUGGAGUGUAAAAAAAAGAAGUUACCAGUAUAAAACAUGGUAAAAUAUACGCUUUUUUGGUGUGUUACACGUUUUGUUUUUUGUUAUUUUUAGGUUUACAGUCAUUUUAUUUAGCUGAGUGGGUAGGCUUAGGCUCAUAAGGUUGAUAAGGUCUUUUAGGUUUAGCUUUAGUAAAUGUUGGCUUAGGGUUGGUAGGCUUACAAUUUGUAGGCUUAGAAUUAGUAAGCGUUGGCUUAGUAGGCUUAGGCUUAGUAAGCUUAGGUUUAGGCUUAGGCUUAGGCUUAGACUUAGGCUUAGGCUUGGGCUUAGGUUUAGUAAGUUUAGGCGCGUUUCUUUAUAUUUUUAGGCUUAGAUUUUAUAUUGUUAGGGGUUUAAAAACUUUUUAUGCUCUUUCAUGACAUUUUCUUCAGAAUAUAAUACGGUAACAUUGCCUUAUUUUAGAGUAAUCGAUGGCUUCGAGGCCUUGGAAGAACUUGAAAACACUAAAGUCGACGCCAAGUAUCGUCCGGUGGUUGAGCAACGCAUCAAAUCGGUCACAAUCCAUGCCAAUCCCCUCACCAGCGACCUCGCCCGCACCCUGGACUAG
Bursaphelenchus okinawaensis is the source of this 2556-nucleotide messenger RNA. The record is from the annotation of a GenBank genome assembly. Lineage: Eukaryota; Metazoa; Nematoda; Chromadorea; Rhabditida; Aphelenchoididae.